AUGAAAACCGACCUGGAGCUGGCGCUGGAAUGCGCCGUCAACAUCUACCACCGGUACGCGGUGCAGCGCCCCGUGGACGACUACCUGAGCAAGAACGAGUUCUCCAAGCUGCUCAAGGAGACGGCCGAGCCUUUUCUGCGGAGCACGGCGCCGCCCAACACCAGCACGGACAGCUACAUCCAGCAGCUCUUCACCAAAGCCGACGCCAACCACGACGGCCGCCUCAAGUUCACCGAGUUCCUGACCACGCUGAGCCUCGUGGCCAUCGAUGCCCACAACAGGUCCCACAAGGGCCCUGGUGAUGACCACGGCCACGGGCACGGGCAUGACCACAGCCACGGGCAUGGGCAUGACCACGGGCACGACCACGGGCACGGGCAUGGCCCUGGCCACCGUCACUGAGACGGAAACAUCGCCCACUUUGGCCGAGCCACGGGACUCUGCGUCCCCCCAGGAGCUUCGGCCCUUGCCUGUAACCAAACCUUUGUCACCUGCUUCUACUUCGUGGCAUUGAAAUAAAAUCUCUUCCUUUGAGCACCAAA
Molecule: messenger RNA, 542 nt
Organism: Taeniopygia guttata (zebra finch)
Lineage: Eukaryota; Metazoa; Chordata; Aves; Passeriformes; Estrildidae
Product: protein S100-A12-like
Biological process (GO): endothelial cell migration
Cellular component (GO): cytoplasm; extracellular exosome
Molecular function (GO): calcium ion binding; calcium-dependent protein binding
Source: RefSeq, a predicted model, not a curated record